Messenger RNA from Lolium perenne, 378 nucleotides. Its product is annotated as ethylene-responsive transcription factor ERF042-like. The record is from RefSeq and is a predicted model, not a curated record. Gene Ontology annotation, molecular function: DNA binding; DNA-binding transcription factor activity. NCBI's taxonomy places the organism in Eukaryota, Viridiplantae, Streptophyta, Magnoliopsida, Poales, Poaceae. Gene Ontology annotation, biological process: regulation of DNA-templated transcription.
AUGUCGCCCCCGUCGUCACACGGAGAUCUUUUGCACCAUCGUCCAUGCAGCAGCGCCGACUUCGUCGAUCUCCGCAUGCGCCCCUCCGGCCGUUGGGCGGUGGAGAUAAAGCGGCCCAGGGAGCAGUUGUGGCCGGGCACCUUCAAUACGUCGGAGCUUGCCGCCCGUGAGUAUGAUGCCCAUGGUGUGUGGCAGCUCGACGACCCUUGUGGUCCGCUCAAUUUCCGCGAAGAGGCAGAUUUCUUCACGCGGCCGUUCGAGGUGAUGCGCCGCAAUGAGGAAUGCCAAACAGUACAUGUGGAUGUCCAUCUGCCAAGCCGAGCGGCCAUGGCCAAGUUCCGCGUCGCUCGCCCGGAGCACGUGGAGGCGGAGCUGUAG